CUUUUGGCAGCUCAUCGCGACGGAGUGAAAAAAGGUACCUCUCGAGAAAUUAUGCAAUUUUCUCAACGCUUGUAGUGCGGAAAACGCGUGAAAAAGUGCGAAAAUGCGUGCAUAAGUGUCCAGUGAGUGGCAGAAUGGUGGAAAAUCCGUGAAAUUGCGUGUGGGUGUGUGUAAAAAAGGCGUCUCGAGACAGUUUGCGAGCAGAGGCAAAAAGGGUGCCCCAAAGUGAAUUCUCUCACCGAGCAUCGUGCCAUCUCGCUCGCGCGCGCACCAUCGCGCAUAGUGGCAUCCCUCUUGUGCUCGUGCUGAGCGUAUGCGGUUGUUUUUUUUCGGUACAAUUAAAAUGGCUGCGACCAGUUUCAUCUCCUUUGUUUAGGACGGAUCACUGAAUUUUAGCCCCAUAUUUGGACUCGUGUGCCGUGUGACCGGGACAUUUGGGUGGACUAUCUGCCGUGAUCAUGCCGAGUGCCUCGUUCACAUCAUCGCGGUCCUAUGUGAGGCGUUCACGACGAAAAGGUGGAAAUCGUAUAGCGCUGCCAUCGAGAACUUCAGAUCCAUGCGAGCCACCAUGCCAGAAUCUUCCAGCACCCAAUGUGGGUUCGGCCACGUCGUCCGGUGGCCCAUCGACAGUUGCAGCGACUGGGACUAGCGCCUCCUCGAGCAGUAGUCCGGCCAAUUCCACAGCCAGUGGUAGUGGUGCUAUUACGGGCACGAGCAAUUCCAGUAAUUCACCGGCGGGAGCAUCAGCAGUUGCCACCGCCACGAAUGCCGCUUCCACAUCGGCGUCCAUCGCCACAGCCUCAACGUCUGCGGGCCACCAGUCGCCGUAUGACUUGAGGCGAAAAAGCCCAUCGGCCAGUCAUGAGAUCUGCAGCUGGAGUGGACAGACGCCGUCGACGAGUCACCAUUAUCAGAGCACGUCGAUCGAUGGUGGAUGUUAUAUGCUGCCAGCUCGCAAGAGACCCAGACGCACCUACUCCACCAGCAUUGACACCUGUACACCAUCGGCGGCGCAGUAUCUGCAGUAUGAAAUGCCCGAUGAGGUGCUGCUGACGAUCUUCUCCUACCUUCUGGAACAGGAUCUGUGCCGGCUGUCGCUCGUGUGCAAGCGAUUCAAUACAAUUGCAAAUGACACGGAGCUGUGGAAGAGGCUCUAUCAGAGUGUGUACGAGUACGACUUGCCACUGUUCAAUCCCGAGCCGUGCAAGUUUCUAUUCGUGAAGCCCGAAGACUCGGAUUAUGCGAAUCCGUGGAAAGAGAGCUUCCAUCAGCUGUACCGUGGCAUUCAUGUACGUCAGGGAUAUCAGGAUAGGAAGUACAAGGGGCGCAAUAUUGCCUACUUCAAUACCGUUCAGGCGGCUCUGGAUUAUUCAGAUGAACGCACCACGGCCACGGGGACUGCCAGUGGUGCCAGCCUGACGACAACCACAGUGUCUCCGGGAGUUCCUGCUUUGGCCAAUGCCGGAACGCCGGCCGGUCUGCCCUCGAAUGCCGUCCUCGCGGCCGAUGAGUCGUGCGUGUCGGAGCACCCAGGCAGUCUCAUCUUCCUUCACGCCGGUCACUAUCGGGGUGAAUUUCUCGUGAUUGACUCAGAUGUGGCGCUGAUUGGGGCGGCGCCGGGCAAUGUGGCGGAGUCUAUUGUGCUGGAGCGAGAGUCAGAGUCCACGGUGAUGUUUGUGGAGGGUGCGAAGCACGCCUAUGUGGGCCACAUGACCCUCAAAUUCUCACCGGACGUCACAUCAACUGUGCCCCAUCACAAGCACUACUGCCUAGAGGUUGGCGAGAACUCGAGUCCAACGAUUGACCACUGCAUCAUCAGGAGCACCUCAGUUGUCGGAGCAGCCGUUUGUGUGAGUGGCGUAGGUGCAAAUCCAGUGAUUCGGCACUGUGACAUCAGCGACUGUGAAAAUGUUGGCCUGUACGUGACAGACUACGCUCAGGGUACCUAUGAACAUAAUGAGAUUAGCCGAAAUGCCCUGGCGGGGAUUUGGGUGAAGAACUUUGCCAGUCCCAUCAUGCGAGAGAAUCACAUUCAUCACGGACGAGAUGUUGGGAUCUUUACCUUUGACAAUGGAAUGGGAUACUUUGAGCGGAAUGACAUACACAACAAUAGAAUUGCUGGCUUCGAAGUGAAAGCUGGUGCCAAUCCGACAGUGGUGAAGUGCGAGAUACACCAUGGACAAACUGGUGGUAUUUAUGUUCAUGAGAAUGGUCUUGGACAAUUUAUUGAGAAUCGAAUUCAUUCCAACAAUUUUGCGGGUGUUUGGAUAACGUCCAAUAGUAAUCCAACGAUUCGCAAGAAUGAGAUUUACAACGGCCAUCAGGGUGGAGUGUACAUCUUUGGCGAGGGUCGUGGACUGAUUGAGCACAACAAUAUCUAUGGGAAUGCUUUGGCGGGCAUUCAGAUACGCACGACGAGUGAUCCAAUAGUGCGCCACAAUAAGAUUCAUCACGGGCAGCAUGGUGGGAUUUACGUGCACGAGAAGGGCCAGGGACUGAUUGAGGAGAACGAGGUGUACGCCAACACAUUGGCCGGUGUGUGGAUCACCACGGGCAGUACGCCGGUGCUGAGGCGCAAUCGAAUCCAUUCCGGGAAGCAAGUGGGUGUCUAUUUCUAUGACAAUGGACACGGAAAGUUGGAGGACAAUGACAUCUUCAAUCAUCUGUACUCGGGCGUGCAGAUACGCACCGGUAGCAAUCCUGUGAUUCGUGGCAAUAAGAUCUGGGGUGGACAGAAUGGUGGGGUGCUGGUGUACAAUGGUGGACUGGGUCUCCUGGAGCAGAAUGAGAUAUUCGAUAAUGCCAUGGCGGGUGUGUGGAUCAAGACGGACUCCAAUCCCACGUUAAAGCGCAACAAGAUUUACGAUGGACGUGAUGGUGGCAUUUGUAUUUUCAAUGGUGGCAAGGGAAUCCUCGAGGAGAAUGACAUUUUCCGCAAUACUCAGGCGGGUGUGCUGAUCUCCACACAGAGUCACCCAAUCCUGAGGCGGAAUCGCAUCUUUGACGGCCUCGCGGCGGGUGUAGAGAUUACCAAUAAUGCCACAGCGACGCUGGAGUUCAAUCAGAUCUUCAACAAUAAGUUUGGCGGUCUGUGCCUGGCAAGUGGCGUUCAGCCCAUUGUGCGGGGCAAUAAGAUCUUCAACAAUCAGGAUGAAGUGGAGAAAGCGGUGUCGGGCGGUCAGUGUCUGUACAAGAUCUCCAGCUACACUUCCUUCCCCAUGCACGACUUCUACCGGUGUCAGACGUGCAAUACAACAGACAGAAAUGCCAUUUGCGUGAAUUGCAUCAAGACAUGUCAUGCGGGACAUGAUGUGGAGUUUAUCAGGCACGACAGGUUUUUCUGCGAUUGCGGUGCCGGAACGCUCACGAACCAGUGCCAAUUGCAAGGGGAACCAACACAGGACACGGAUACGCUCUAUGAUUCGGCGGCGCCGAUGGAAUCUCACACCCUGAUGGUAAACUAGGGUCUUGUUAUUUUCAUCAUGAUAUGCUAAAUCGGCCGACGAAGGAGAGGAAGUAUCAGCACGAUCGCACUGGAUUAAUAUGCUAUGCACAGGAUUUUAGCUACUCCGUUUCUUCUGUUUGUAAGUGAAGGAGACACUAUUUUUUCUAGCUCACAUUCACUAGCUCUUGAGCGUGUUCUUUGAACUGGACUUUUUAUUACUUAAUCUCUCAGACAUUUCACGAUUAAUGUAUUGUUUUCUUCUAUAUAUAUUUUUUUAUAAACUCCUAACUAACACUUCACUGUUAAUUAGACAGACUUGAGUUUUUUUAUACGUAUUUAUUUGGUAAAUUUUGGGAAUGGGAAGUAGGAAAAAGAAGCCAUGCCUCUCUCGAAGGAUCAAACAAUCGAAAUGAAGAGAUUAGCCGGAGAGAGAGUGCAAUGUGUGAGAAUUUUCUCCUAUUGACAGAUUAAACAUAGCAAAAAAAAAAACAACAGAAUAACAUGAUAACAAAAUUGUAUGAAUGUGUUUAGAUGUUAGAUGUGUGCCCAGAGUUUCCGAUUUGAUUUUUCCCGGAAAAUUUAUAAUUUAAAUGUAUCAACGUUUAUAUCAGAGAGACUAAUAUACAUACCUAAAGCAUAAAAUAAUAUAGUACAUCUCCUUUGAUGGGGGAAAAAGAGAAAUAUUAAUUUUUGUGUAUAUAUAGUGUGUUAAUUGACGUGGAGCAGUGAAAAAUGUUCAGCAAAUUGCAAAAUCAAUAUAUAAAAAAUGAGAGAUUUUCGUCUUCUAGCGGCUAUAUAUAAAUGAUUAGUAGUGAAAGAUAUUCACAGACACAUUUUUUAGAGAAUAUUGAGAGAGAGAGCGUGAAGAGAGCAAGAAGAAAGAAAAGAAGCGAAGGGAGAGGAAGUAACAAGAUUUUUUAGGUGCCAACAUUUAAAUAAAUUUCUAUUGAUGCGCAGAGAAAGAAAGCAAGAGAUAAAAAAAAUGGGCAAAUUGUUAGGAGGUUAAAAUGUUAUAUUUUCUUACGUCUAAUUACCGAUGAAUCUCAAAAUUUUUUUAUUAUCAAUUUCCUCUCACAAUAAAUUCUUUCUCAUGUCAUAUUUAGUGCUUUUAAUUUUUAAAAGAAAAAAAAUUCUUCCAAUUCACUGCAAUUCUGCAGUGGUAGUGAAAAUGUGGUGAAUAUUAUUUAUGUAUUUAUAGUAAAAAAAGGCGAUUAAUAUGGAAUAUCACAGAAAUAUUUUCAAAAGGAAUUACACGAAUAUUGUGACAAUGAUAAACAAUUAGCAAUUCAAAAUUGCGAUAGAGACAAAAGAGAGGAAAAUGAUAUGAAGAAAGCACAGGAGAAAUGCUUCUAAAUGUGAAUAACUAUAUUUUGGUGAAAGAGAAGAGAAAAGAAUCAAUAUUGGAAGUAAAAUAUUAAUAAUAUAUCCUAAGGGAGAAAAAUAUUUAUUCACGGAAAAUUGCAUAUAUGAAGCAGAUAAGCAGAAAUUCGAGUGAGACGCGAAGAGAUGAAAUAUUCAAGUAUUAGGAAACCUAUAAAAAAGAAAUUAUAAAUAUCGAGAUGAAGGAAGAAAAUUGCUCGAGGGAUUGUCAAGCAGCCCACUUAAGGAGAAAUAUUUAUUACUCAAUAAUUUGUCUCUUAAAUUGAUAUAGACUCUAAAGGUGAAGCAAGAGAGUAUAAUGUAAGUUCCGAGAGGAGUGAAGAUGGCGGAGCAGAUAAUAGAAUUUCUUUUUCAAGAGUGAGCGUGUAAAUACAAUAAAUGACAAUUAAUUGAUAAGAAAGGCUUACGGAAUAAGUGACGUUGUAGUGAUUAAAAAAAUGAAACUGGCGCGAGAAAGGCAG
This is a messenger RNA of Phlebotomus argentipes, 5286 nucleotides long. RefSeq names its product F-box only protein 11 (gene FBXO11). Bases 459 to 3464 code for a protein of 1001 amino acids. Lineage: Eukaryota; Metazoa; Arthropoda; Insecta; Diptera; Psychodidae. Gene Ontology annotation, molecular function: zinc ion binding; protein binding. The transcript is spliced from 6 exons. The record is from RefSeq and is a predicted model, not a curated record. Gene Ontology annotation, biological process: protein ubiquitination; ubiquitin-dependent protein catabolic process; regulation of apoptotic process.